GAUGGGUGGGGGAUGCUGACAGAAAGUGGGAGGAGGACUAAGCCAGAGUGGAGGAGAGAAACAGAGAGGAGGAGCUGGGAAAGCACCAGAAGCAGCAGACACGGCUAAACUCAAUUCAGAGCAAGCAACAAGCAAACAGGAGUCAACACAGGGGAUACGGCACGCUCGCAUCCGACGACAACCUGGAGACAGACAGAAGGGGGGACGGAGUCUGGAAAUUCUGCAUUCACUCGCGUGGACUAAUGAGAACCUUUAUUUUUUCCUGUGCAGUAGAGAGUUGAUGUGUUGAGCUUCAGAUGAGGAAGUGGGACGAUAAAGAAGAGAUAAGAGAAACAAGGAUGAGAAAGAGCUCAACAAGAGAAGCAGGGAAGGGGCCCUAAAAGGGGAAUGCCUCAAUACGAACAGGAGAAAAAAAGAACGAAAAGACCAAAGGCAGAGAGCAGCGUGAGCUGAAAACAUGUUUACAGCCUCUGAAGUGUGAAAGCCAGAAAAAGUUGCGACAGCACUGCAGAUGAAGCGGACAGAAUACUGACUUCUUUGACAAUCUGAUUGGUGACUUGGGAGGUCUGUGGGCGGCAGACAGCUGGGGCUCUGAUUCACAAAACCCGACUCGGCACGGAAACAAGACAUGCUACAACUAAGAUGAGACUUCUCCGUCGUAACAGAAGCUAAGACGGAGGAGAGAGUGUGUCCAUCCGGACGUGAAGACAUGCUUUUUGCAGAAAGGAUAUACAGCUGUGCCACCUGGAGCUUUUGUUUUCCCUGCAAACAAAGACUCGGAGAGCAGGACACUUCUAGUUCCAACAAAAUAACAGUUAUAAAGUGAGCUCAUACAUGCAGGAAGUGACCACCAACAAAGCAGUUAGUAAGAACAGUGGCUACAAAGAGACUAAGGGAAAGAUGUAACUAGUCGAUGACAUGGAUGAGAGUGAAAGCAGCUGAAUUUGGACUUUGUUUCCCAUGUUUUCUAUCCAUCACCAGCCAGCUCACUUCACCUUGUAAUGUAUUUGCAAAGUGUUUUUCUUUUUUUAACUUUAUCGCUCUCGGUGGGGAAAAAGCAGAGGAAGUGAACCACUGAGUUUUGGCCGCGUUACAUCCUAUCACACUUAUUCUCAGCCUGCUACACAAAAUUUGCAGAGCAGAAGAAAUCUGUUGACAGAGCCACGCCUGGGCCUGUAUCCUCAGAAUCCUUUUUAUCCUCCUGUCUCCAACCACCCUGCAAAUGGCUGGUAUGUUGGCAGGUGGACACACAUGUAGCAGCCUGAAUCGACGUUACGUGAGUCAGACAAACUAAAUAACCAUGCCAGAGCACAAGCAAGAGCUGGGAACAGACGUGCAUUAUGUUGACAUUUUGUUUGUGGCCCGUGGCUUAAGUGGAGCAAAGUAAAUAAGGGUUUUUUUUUUUUAAUGAAAAGAUAUUUUAAGACAGGGUUAUAAACCUUGUGGUAGGAGGUAUAAACAUUAGCAGAAAAGAACGGACCCACUUACCCGCCUACAAACCAAAGAUGAUGAAGGAUAUAUGGAUACGAGUCAGCUUGUCAAGAGGGAUGUAGAAGAAAGAAAUUCAAAUCAAGCAUGUAUACUGGCUGGUCUUGGGGGGAAAGUAUCAGAGAAUUAAGCUGGGCCAUAAAAAGAAAACUAUAAAAAGAUUGGUAGCUGUUGUACCCAGUGUGCCGGUGACACCAUGUUACAUUUUGGUGGUAGCAGUGGUGGUGCCACAUGCUUCCUGCAGGGUGUGGCAUUGCCAACAGCUGUAGCAGCAUCACCGCUGUGGUGGUCUGUUUUUGUGCUGUUACUCUGUCUACACCUCCCGCAGAUGAGCUCUGCCCAGGCUGGCAUUGGAGUACCUGGGCAGAGCUCAUCUGAGACAAACAGAUGCCUCUGUGCCUCAGACAUCCUCAGCUGCACUGCUCUGGGUCUGGAACAGGUCCCCAGAGGUAUGCCCAUCUCUGCUGUCACUUUGGAUCUGAGCCACAAUCAUAUUGUGCAGUUGGAGGGGGGUGACUUUGGAGGACUUUUCCGACUGGAGACAUUACGGCUAGCACACAACCAGUUAACUAUAAUUCAACCAGGAGCAUUUCAAAAUACUUCUGGAACAUUGCUCCGACACCUGGACCUGUCAUCCAAUCAGCUUCAUGUGCUGGAACAGCACUAUUUCCUAGAACUGUCUGGACUGGAAGAGCUGCUGCUGUUUGACAACCACAUUUUCCGCGUUGAGACUGGAGCACUGGCUGGACUGGCCAGUCUCCGCAAGGCCUACCUCAGCCAUAACAGACUCACAGAUUUCCCCUUCUUUUCUAUCCAAAAGCACAACAACCCUUACCUUAUACUGCUGGACUUGUCCUCUAAUCGUUUUCCAAAAUUACCCCUGGAGGAGAUAUCAAACCUCCCUCUUUCAGUCCAGAGUGGACUCUACCUCCAUAACAACUCCCUGAAGUGUGAGUGCUCAAUGUACGGCCUGUUCCUUCACUGGGAACAGAGAGGCUACACCUCAGUGAGGGACUUCAAGCAAGAGCAUAUCUGUCUUGUCUAUGGGAUACAAAAAGCUACAGUGCGCUUCAUUCAACACAACCGCUACUUUGAAAAAUGCAACAAAACUGUCAUGAGUCAGCAGCUGAGCUUGCUACAAGACCAGGAGAGUAGUGUGUUAGUGAAUGAAGGAAGCACAGUGGUGCUGGAUUGUGUGACGAGUCUCACCGGACGCCAUGUGACAUUUAUUUGGGUGUCCCCUAAUCACGAGUACGUGGCACCGCCAGGAAAUAAAGGAUCAUUAAAGAUGUACACCAAUGGCAGUUUGGAAAUCUUGGAAGCACAUACUGAGGAUUCUGGAAUAUACUGGUGCAUGGCCCUGGACCAGCAGCAACACCGCAAUGCGACACAUGAGGUCAAUGUGACAGUGGUAGCACCCCAUGACCCUGAGCCUCAUGAGCCCUUCAACACUGGGUUCACCACCCUGCUGGGCUGUGUGGUGAGUCUAGUGCUAGUUCUCAUGUACCUCUAUCUGACACCAUGCCGCUGCCCACACUGUUGUAAAGGUUCAACCCUUUCAACAGCAACCACAAGUACUGGAAAUGAAGCUGCAGCAGCAAGUGCACAAUCCCGCAUGCUUACCUCAAACCUGCCAGCAACUUAUGACAGCCCAAAUCUCAAGGUCAGUAGCAACAAGCAUGUGGUGUUUCUGGAGCCUGUCAGAGAGCAGCAGAAUGGCAGACUGAGGGCAGGGCCAGGAACUGAAAAAGUGGAAGGACAUUUGGGGCCAGGUUUACUGCUAGGAGCAGAACAUCAACCAAAACUCCAAAACCAAACGCAGCAGAAGGCAGAAGAGACAGAAUCUAUUAUGUCGGUUUUCUCAGACACACCUAUUAUGUUGCCAUAGCAAAUGGACAGAGAGAGAGAGAGAGAGACUGACUGACUGUUCUCACCUCUUCUUGGAUACCUCCUCACCAAUUACUACUCCACCCAAUACUAGACCUGAGCAAAACAGUAAUACAAGACCUCCCUGACUAAAACCUUGAUAACAUUCCUUUAUACAAGACAGAUUUAUUUUCUGCAAACAGUUCUAAUCCAAUUUGAGUAGUAUGACAACUGUUCAACAAAACCUCCCAGUGAAAAUUUAGUUUGCAAUGUCUCCUCCUCCCAGGUCCUCUUUACUCGUCUCUGUAGCAAUGCCCACAUUCACGACAAGCCCCUGCACCAAGUGGACAAGUGGAAGCCUCUAAAUAAUAUGUCAGUGAUUAUCAAUGUUUGUCUAACACCUAAAUGCAAACAAAGCCAGAAAAGUGUCACAACCGUCGUAGAGAAGCUUGAAUCUUCGACUGGACUGGGUUGCUUGACGUGAGUUGACUCACGUCAAGCAACCCAGUCCAGUUGAAGAUUCAAGCUCCUCUACUAUGGAAACCACCUGGACAACUGAGAGCCUACACAGAAACAUUGUCACAACCGUCUUUUUUCCAGUGGUGAGCUUGUGUGGCAUUUAAGAGUAAAUGUUCAGCAGUGUUUAAUCCUACCCGAAUGCACCGUGCUGACUUUUGAUGCAAAACAACUACAGACACAGUUUGUUCUGCUCUGGCAUACAAGCAAAUCCUCAAGAUGUUAUGAUUAAAUUGUACAUGAAUUUGGUCAAAAAACUGAUUGUGAAGAAAAAAAAAAAAAAAAAAAACGACACUACUGUGAUCAUUCCCAUACAUGGUAGGGAGUGUACAUAUGGUUAAGGCAUAUUUAAAAAAAAAAAAAAGGGCUGGAAAGGAUGUUAAAGUACACAAAUGGUGGAGACUAAACACUGUAAGAUUUAAAAAAAAUACUCCGGGAAGAUCUACUGUAUGGAAAUUGGUAGCUGUACUGUAAAAAAGGGUGAAAGACAAUGUGACAGUCAAGCAGAAGGAACACAUGUAGAAAGAAUGACAAGGAUGCAGAGAUGAAGGUGUCUUCCUGAGACUAACACAAGCAUGGACUGCGACUGAAAGAAAGUGCACAAGGCUGUCCCUUUAAGCACGGCUUGCACCUUUAAUAAACAUUUGCUACUGAUGCCUUCUUGUCUCACAAAGAGACAUAGAAAAAAGUAAGAACAGAUUUUUGUAGAACUUUUUAUUUUUUAUUAUUUUUUUUUUCAGAGGCCGUGCAUUUAGCACCAAGCAAAUCUGCAUAGUGUAGCUCUGUCACAAUGUGAGAAGUUUUAGAUUAGACAAGCUAGAGAAGAAGAGUUCUUAGAAAGUAAAAAUAGAAACAGCUAUACAAAAAGAUGGGCUUUUUUUUCAUUUUGUUACUGAAAUACCAUCCCACCUUUCCCCAACUGUCAAUGUUGAAUACUGUCACCGUCAGUCAGGAUUUGUGCAUA
Molecule: messenger RNA, 4834 nt
Organism: Thalassophryne amazonica
Lineage: Eukaryota; Metazoa; Chordata; Actinopteri; Batrachoidiformes; Batrachoididae
Gene: amigo3
Product: adhesion molecule with Ig-like domain 3
Exons: 2
Coding region: 1685-3376 (563 amino acids)
Biological process (GO): brain development
Molecular function (GO): protein binding
Source: RefSeq, a predicted model, not a curated record